This is a messenger RNA of Histoplasma mississippiense, 648 nucleotides long. RefSeq lists its product as hypothetical. Gene Ontology annotation, biological process: intracellular protein transport; endoplasmic reticulum to Golgi vesicle-mediated transport. The record is from RefSeq and is a predicted model, not a curated record. NCBI's taxonomy places the organism in Eukaryota, Fungi, Ascomycota, Eurotiomycetes, Onygenales, Ajellomycetaceae. Gene Ontology annotation, cellular component: endoplasmic reticulum; endoplasmic reticulum membrane. The transcript has 4 exons. Bases 1 to 648 code for a protein of 215 amino acids.
AUGACGCUCUAUUAUAGCCUUGUUUUUCUUCUCCUGGUCGUCGAGAUGGUCAUUUUUGUUGGCCUCAUCAUUCCGCUUCCUUUCACCGUGAAGAAGAAAUUGUUUACUUUCAUCUCCGAAAGCCCAGUUAUCGCGAAGCUCCAGUAUGGCAUGAAGAUUACCUUUAUCUUCAUCCUCAUCCUCUUCAUCGACAGCGUUAACAGAGUCUACCGUGUGCAACUCGAGUUAUCCGCAUACUCAAAGGAACUGGGUGGAGCCGGGCGCAGAAGUGCCGCCCUAGGAUCUGAACGGAUGGAGGUCCAAGCACGCAAAUUCUACUCUCAGCGCAACAUGUACCUCUGCGGGUUUACGCUUUUCCUCUCCCUCAUCCUCAACCGCACUUAUACAAUGAUCCUCGAAGUACUGCGCCUGGAGGACAAAGUAAAACAACUACAAGGUGACAAGGGGGCUGGUGGCAAGGAUUCUGCCAAAUUGGCUGAGGCGGGCGAUGCUGGUGAAAUUGGCCGUCUGCGCAAGGAACUCGCAGCCCGAGAGAGAGAUAUCGAUGCGCUGAAGAAACAGGCUGAGGGCUUGUCGAGGGAAUACGAAAAGUUGAGUGAUCAGGUCUCAAGUCAAAACCCUGAUCCGACACCAAAGAAGGACCGGUAA